This is a messenger RNA of Daucus carota subsp. sativus, 2309 nucleotides long. RefSeq lists its product as uncharacterized. Gene Ontology annotation, biological process: glucan catabolic process. The transcript has 7 exons. The record is from RefSeq and is a predicted model, not a curated record. NCBI's taxonomy places the organism in Eukaryota, Viridiplantae, Streptophyta, Magnoliopsida, Apiales, Apiaceae. Gene Ontology annotation, molecular function: beta-glucosidase activity. The coding region runs from base 384 to 2309 and encodes 641 amino acids.
UAAUUAGAUAGUUCAUAGUUUAUGUGCAAGUCCGAUUAUUAAUAGUGUCGAAAGAACCAAUCAUAUUUUUGGGAAAAAUUUUGAAAACACUUUUCGAAGUAUUUGACAUUUUCCGUAAAUAGAUUUAAAAAGAUAACGUUUCAAAGAUGUAAUGACAAUGAACAUAAUCUCAUCUUUCUUGGAAAGCUAAUCAAUCAAUUAACUUUACAUAAAUAGCACUUGGUUUUAAGUAUAAAUAUAUUAAAAUAUGCAACUAAGAUAUAGUACCUGCAAAUCUUGAUCUCUGAAGUCUAAAUUAACUGUUGCAUAAAGAUUGUGAUACAUUGUUGAAUUGUACUUUGUUUGCAGAGUUUGAAAACAGAGAUUUUCUCUGCCAAAACCCCAUGAAAAUCACUAUCAAAAUCUCAGUUCAUGCAGUUGUGCUCUUUCUUCUGGCAUGUUUUUAUGUGACAACAAGAAUUACAGCAAUAUUGCAGAAUGGAGAUCAGAAUGUGCUGUACAAGGACCCGAGGCAGCCUGUCGAGGCUCGGGUUGAGGAUCUUCUGAGAAGAAUGACUUUGAGGGAGAAAAUUGGACAGAUGAUGCAGCUGGAGCGCAAGAAUCUGACAGCAGAGAUUGUGAGAGAAUUUGGAGUUGGAAGCAUAUUGAGUGGUGGUGGAAGCUGGCCUUGUCAGAAUGCCACUGCUGAGGAGUGGAUCAGAAUGGUUAAUGAGUUUCAGAAGGGUGCUGUUUCGACGAGGCUGGGGAUUCCAGUGUUUUAUGGGAUUGACGCGGUUCAUGGGAAUAAUAAUGUUUAUAAUGCCACCAUAUUUCCCCAUAAUGUUGGCCUUGGAGCAACCAGGGAUCCUGAUCUGGUGAAAAGGAUUGGUGCUGCAACUGCUCUGGAAGUCAGGGCUACUGGCAUGCAGUAUGCUUUUGCUCCAUGUAUCGCGGUGUGUAGAGAUCCCAGAUGGGGUCGAUGUUAUGAAAGCUUCAGCGAAGAUCACACUGUGGUGCAGCAAAUGACAGAACACAUAUCUGGUUUACAAGGCGAAAUCCCUGCUGAUAUGCCCAAGGGCUAUCCUUAUAUUGGUGGAAAAACAAAGGUUAUGGGUAGUGCAAAGCACUAUGUAGGAGACGGUGGCACUGUAAAUGGAAUCAAUGAGAAUAACACGGUUGUUAGCUGGGAAGAAUUGCUGAGCAUUCACAUGCCUGCCUACCCGGACGCCAUUCAGAAGGGCAUUGCAACUGUCAUGGUGUCGUAUUCAAGCUGGAAUGGACUCAAGAUGCAUGCUAAUCAUGAUCUCGUUACUAAUUAUCUCAAGGGGAAACUAGGAUUCAAGGGUAUUGUCAUUUCUGAUUAUGAAGGUAUCGACAGAAUCACUACACCACCACAUGCAAACUACACAUUUUCCAUCCAAGCUUCGAUUCUUGCUGGUCUUGACAUGAUCAUGCUUCCUUACAAUUACGCUGAAUUCAGCAAUGUUUUGACUUCUUUAGUCAAGAAGAAAGUCAUUCCCAUGAGUCGUAUUGAUGAUGCAGUAUCAAGAAUUCUGAGAGUCAAGUUCAUUGCUGGCCUAUUUGAAAGUCCCAUGUCUGACGAAAGCUUUAUCAGUUACCUCGGAAGUAAGGAACAUAGAGAGUUGGCGAGGGAAGCAGCAAGAAAAUCUUUAGUACUUCUGAAAAAUGGUAAAUUUGGAGUUACACCUAUGCUCCCUUUGCCUAGAAAGGGAGGAGAAAUAUUAGUCGCGGGAAGUCAUGCAGAUGAUCUGGGAAAUCAAUGCGGAGGAUGGACUAUAACAUGGCAAGGACAAGCCGGCAACAACAUGACCAGAGGAACCACAAUUCUAGGUGGCAUACGCGCCACCAUUGACCCGAGUACAAAAAUUGUUUACAAGAAGAACCCUGAUGCAAAUUUCAUCAAAUCAAAGAAAUUUGACUAUGCCAUAGUAGUUGUGGGAGAGUCUCCAACUGCAGAAACAAAAGGAGACAAUUUAAACCUCACAAUUCCUGCAGAAGGACUAACCACAAUCAAGAAUGUCUGUGACAAUGUGAAAUGUGUUGUCAUCUUAAUCUCAGGCAGGCCUCUUGUGAUCGAACCAAUACUUCCAUCUGUUGAAGCUUUUGUGGCAGCUUGGUUGCCAGGUAGUGAAGGUCAGGGUGUCGCUGAUGUUCUUUAUGGCGACUAUGGUUUUAGUGGGAAACUACCUCGUACGUGGUUCAGGAGAGUAGAUCAGCUUCCAAUGAACUUCGGAGAUACAGAGUAUGAUCCAUUGUUUCCUUUUGGAUUUGGUCUACAGACCAAUGCUGUCGGAGUCAGGGAUAAGUAG